CAUAACAUGGUCAUGUUCAGAAUUCAGUUCAAACUGCAGCGCAUACUUGUACGUGUUUCAUUUCAAUAGUUGUUUUGUGUAGUGUACGCAACGAGAAAGUGUGUUAGUUUAAUAAUAUUUUAGGUUCCUGGUCCUUAUUUUAUUUUUGGACGGUCAUCUCGGACUGUCUGACCAGAUUGCAAAAUGCUCUACAGCCCUUCGCCGUGAUGUCAUCAAUGAGCGCCGUCCAGUACGAAUUAUUUAAUUAUUUUUAUUCGUUUCUUCGAGAUGGGAGUAAACAAGGAUGAAGCGGAUCGCUGCAUUGAAAUUGCAGUGAUUGCGCUUAGAAAUAACCAACCAGAGAGAGCUCGGAGAUUUCUAGAAAAGGCACAACAACUAUUUCCAACGGAUAAGGCUAAGGCGCUGCUGGAGUCAAUAACACAGAAUGGGCAACCCUCCAACCAAAGUGAACCACCGAGAACCAGCGAUGGUUCCGGCCCCAGGCCCCGGCGACUCAGGGAGGACGUUACUGACACAGCCAAAUCUUACACUUCAGACCAACUGGAGUCGGUAAAAAGAAUAAAGCAGUGUAAAGACUAUUAUGAAAUUCUUGGUGUUGACAAAGAUGCCUCUGAAGAUGAUCUUAAAAGGGCUUAUAGGAAACUUGCAUUGAAAUUCCACCCAGACAAAAACCAUGCACCAGGUGCUACAGAGGCAUUUAAAGCUAUUGGAAAUGCAUACGCUGUGCUGGGUAACACUGACAAACGGAGACAGUAUGACCAUGUUGGGGAGAAGAAAGCACACCCAUCUGGGGAUGACCGUAUGAAUGACGACUUUGAGGCAGACAUCUCACCUGAAGACCUGUUCAACAUGUUCUUUGGGGGUGGCUUUCCCUCGAGUAAUGUUCACAUGUACAGUAACAGUCGAAUGCAGUACACCUAUCGCCAGAGACCAGAGAGAAGACAACAGCAGCGGGAUGGGGGCCUGGCCCUGUUUGUCCAGCUGAUGCCCGUCCUCAUCCUGGUUAUCGUCUCGGCCCUCAGCCAGCUGAUGGUGUCCAGCCCCCCCUACAGCCUCAGCCUCAGGCCGUCCGCAGGCCACACUCAUAAGAGGCUCACUGAGACUCUAAGGGUGCCUUACUAUGUGGGGGACCAGUUCACCAAGGAAUAUAACGGAAUUAACUUAAAAAAUGUGGAGAGGAGCAUAGAAGACGAUUACAUCUCCGUCCUGAGAAACAACUGCUGGAAAGAGAAACAACAGAAGGAAGGCUUGCUGUAUCGAGCUCGAUAUUUCGGAGACAGUGAUUUGUACCAAAGGGCUCAAAAGAUGGGAACUCCGAGCUGUUCCAGGCUAUCUGAAAUCCAUUCUUCCCUACAUGGUUAAAGAUGUCAUUUCCUACGGACAUGCGAGCAGAUUUAGUCCCAAUACAGCCCUCAUAUAAUUUUGAAAAUGCCUUUUAGUGCACCAUUUGAGAUGCUGUAUAGUGCAACCCAAAAUUAUUGAAGUCAUACUAAUAAUGACUUUAUCUAGUUCUUCUGAUUAACAACUGUGAGCUUAUUUAAGACUUUUCAGGAUCACCAAUGCAUUUAUAUUGGUUUUCAUUUUUAAAUAAGAAUGUUUAUAUACUAUUUUAUUUUUAAUGGUUAAUUUGAAUGUUUUUAUCCCCAGAAGAGUAAUUGUUUCCAAUUUUAUUCAAUCCUUAAAUGCAUUGCUUUCUGUCAUUCUGAUUAAGGGUGAGACAUGUAAUUUUUAUUGUAAUAGUGAGCUUGGCUCAUAUCUUUAAGGAAAAAAGCUCAAAUAAAAUAUUUCAGAGCUUU
This is a messenger RNA of Anguilla rostrata (American eel), 1796 nucleotides long. Its product is annotated as dnaJ homolog subfamily B member 12-like. The coding region runs from base 268 to 1362 and encodes 364 amino acids. The transcript has 8 exons. Gene Ontology annotation, cellular component: endoplasmic reticulum membrane. Gene Ontology annotation, biological process: cellular response to misfolded protein. The record is from RefSeq and is a predicted model, not a curated record. NCBI's taxonomy places the organism in Eukaryota, Metazoa, Chordata, Actinopteri, Anguilliformes, Anguillidae. Gene Ontology annotation, molecular function: Hsp70 protein binding.